GAGAGAAGGGGGGAAUAUAAAUCCUCUUCCUCCACCUCCUCCUUCUUUUGAACCGCGUUUCCAGACCGGCCCCAUAGUGCCAGCCCCAUAGGGCCACCGGAUUGCAGGCGCCUGGAGAGCCUGGCCCAGUUGGGGGUCGGCCAGCCCCUUCCGCCUCUCACCCCCACCCCCCACCCCGCGCUGGCAGGCCUGGAGGGUCCCGGGGGGGGGGGGCGGGAGAGUUCAGACAGCCGCCCAGCCCUGGCGCCGCCGCCGCCGCCCGGUUGCCAAGCCGUGCGUCAAGCAGAGCGCACCAGCCCGGACCAGCCGUGCGCCAAGGACGAAAGGACUGGAGGGCGGACGGGAGGGAUCCGCGCAGCGGCCCCCGAGGCAGGCGCCGAGGAGAUGUCAGAUUCUCGAGGGGAAGAGGAACAGAGUGGAAUGCCGGAGGCUCCAGGUGUGCCGAAGGAACUUCCUCGCAGCCUAUGCCCCCUGUGUGGGGGGCUGUUCUCAGACCCCCGGAUCCUUCCCUGCUUGCACACUUUUUGCACGGCCUGCCUGGGACACCUGGAGCCCUUCUCCGACCUGGUUUUGUGCCGUGAAGACUCGGACUCCAGCUCCGACGGGUCAUGGCUCCGGGGCCAGCGGCAAAACCACCAGCAGCCACUGCUGCUGAGCAUCCUUUGUCCGGUCUGUGACACCAAAGUCGAUUUACCCCCGGGUGGGGUGGGAAGCUUGCCCACGGACCACGUGGCCCUGAAUGAGGUGCUGCUGGAGGCCUCGCAGGGGACAGGCGUGGGCUUAGCCUGUGACCUCUGUGUCGACGGAGAGGCUGUCAAGCGGUGCCAAGCCUGCCACGUGUGCCUCUGCCACUUCUGCUGCCAAGCUCACAGGAGGCAGAAGAAGACAUCUUCUCACGCUGUUGUGGGGCUGCAGGAUUUGAAGGGCAACGCCCGCCUCGAGAAGCCCAUCCACUGCCCUUCCCACCCUUCGGAGGAGCUGAAGCUUUUUUGUGAGCUGUGCGACUUGCCAGUGUGCCAGGCAUGCGUGGCCGGGCCCCACCGGCAGCAUCCUUACAACAUGGCCGCCAGCGUCAUCCACAAGCACGGGGACUCAAUCCGGGAGCUCUUGAAGGUCACUCAGCAGCAUGUAGGAACUCUGCAGGGGGCCCUGGACCGGAUUGAAGGGGUCUGGGAGAGCCUUGGCCGUCGCGCGGAAGUCGUGGCGCUGGAGAUCUGUACUUUUGCUGAUGGGUACAUGAGGGCCGUCAAAGAGCACCGGGACAGACUGCUGCACUCACUGGAAGAGCUGAAGGUCCAGCGGGAGACCCAACUGAAUUUACAGAAAGCACAGCUCCAGCAGUUGCUUCUGGACAUGCAAACCGGAGUGGACUUUACCGAGCGCCUGCUCACCAGUGGCUCGGACCUCGAGAUCCUUCUCACCAAAGGAGUGGUGGAGAACCGGCUGCGGAGGCUCCAUAACGUGGACUACCACUCCCACCCAGUUGCCGACGACAGGAUCCAUUUCUCUCCUCAGGAGAAGGGGGCCCUGAUUCACAGCUAUGAGAUCUUUGGGGCCAUUCUCAACAGAGCCGCUGAUCCGACCAAGUGUGUCGUGCAACGGAAAAGUGUUGGUGGCACCCCCCGCCAGAGCGAGCCCGUCGCCUUAACUCUACUGUGCCAGGAUGGGUCUGGCCAGCAGGUGGAGAGAGGAGGAGAGCCCGUCCGAGUGACCAUUUCCCACAAAGACAGAAAAGACUGGUUGGUAGUUUGCACUGCCGGUGGUGCAAAUCAUUGGCCUCCUUCACACCUUCUUUGGAAGAUUCCUUGGGGGAGGGGGCGUAUCAUUCAGGAGAACGAGAGGAUAGAAUGACCUGUCCCAUUUAACAACCACAAGUCUUCAUUGGCAUUUAAAGGUAAAAAGAAACAGGGCCCACAGUAUACAAAACUACAAAUACGGUAUACAUACCAAAAAAAAUUUUUUUAAGGCUAUUACCCUUUCAUUCUUUCUAAAAGAAAAUUUGCAGCAGUCUCACAGAAUCGCAAAUCAUUAUUAUCCAGCAGGCGAGGUAUUCUGUAGUAUUCUGGCAAUUGUAAACAGCUCGCCAAAAUCGUAUCCUUAUACUUUGACCUAGUCUUUUCAUGUCUGGGAUGUGUUGUUGCCUAUCUUAUUUAAGAUGGCAGGUAUGGA
Molecule: messenger RNA, 2169 nt
Organism: Sphaerodactylus townsendi
Lineage: Eukaryota; Metazoa; Chordata; Lepidosauria; Squamata; Sphaerodactylidae
Product: tripartite motif-containing protein 45-like
Exons: 4
Coding region: 385-1851 (488 amino acids)
Biological process (GO): positive regulation of DNA-templated transcription
Cellular component (GO): nucleoplasm; chromatin
Molecular function (GO): ubiquitin-protein transferase activity; zinc ion binding
Source: RefSeq, a predicted model, not a curated record